Dendronephthya gigantea is the source of this 697-nucleotide messenger RNA. Its product is annotated as A-kinase anchor protein 14-like. Gene Ontology annotation, molecular function: protein kinase A regulatory subunit binding. The record is from RefSeq and is a predicted model, not a curated record. The coding region runs from base 70 to 672 and encodes 200 amino acids. NCBI's taxonomy places the organism in Eukaryota, Metazoa, Cnidaria, Anthozoa, Malacalcyonacea, Nephtheidae. The transcript is spliced from 4 exons. Gene Ontology annotation, cellular component: cAMP-dependent protein kinase complex.
UAGUUCGUUCGUACUGUAUUUUCACAUUCUUACUUUUGGAUCAACUGUCAAUUUUUGAACGCCAAAAAAAUGGCUGAAUACGCCGAUGAAGCUCAUCGCAUAGUGGAUGCAGCCAUUGAGAAUGCCUGCAGACGAUUAGCUGAGGAAUCGGGUUUGCAAAAUAACGAGCCGAAUGGGGAUCUCAGAUACAACGAGGAUGAUAUACGUGUUGCCAAAGAGGGAAAAGACGAAUAUUUGGAUAAACUUGGGAAAAUAGAUAGUAAAACUUUUGCAGAAAUACCUAACAUAGCCUGGAUGAAUAUAGGUGAUUUCACUGUGGAUGGUGGACUGAAUAAAAUUGAAAAAUUUAUAGAGACUUGGAAGAGGGAUACAAGUUGGCUCCAUUGUAUAGACUUUCUCAAAGAAGAAGAUUUUCCUUAUAGUAAACGUUAUAGAUAUGAAGUGAAGUGGAGUAUACCAACAAGAAGAAAACCAAUACCUCGUGCAACAGCAUCAACAUACUUCACACUGGAUGUGAACAAAGUCAGGCCAAAGAACUAUCCAAUUGAGGUAUACUAUGUAUUCGAAGGCCAUCAACUUGUCCACAGGCCUGGAAAGAGCAGAUUUAACGAAAAGUGGUUGAAAAGUAUAAUAGAGAGUAAAGUGCGUUUAAUGCAGUCCAUCACCUUUUGAGAUAUUCUAACAUUGUGGUAUUGGU